AGGAUUCCCUGAAUCAGGAGGGUAUAGUCAGAGAUGUUAUAUCGACUUCGCAGCUAGAUUAGAAUGGUUUAACCAUGGUCUCUUGACUGACUCUCACACCUAUUUUGGUUUGUUGUCAGUUUGUCCACAAGAGGGCGACGCACUACUAGAGACCUUUGGUAGGAUGUGUCAUGGGAUGAGCUGAGCUGCUCAAAACGAAAGGAAACUGUAGCGCUCUGCCAUCGGGCUUCAUUAUUUUCCAGUCGGCUGGCUGCGCCUGGAGUGUCUGAAAAUGGACUCAUCAAAAGUGGUAGCUGCCUCUGAGAAGGAACAGAAGCCCGCAGGGAAGGAGAGUGAAGAGACGCCCAGCGAACCGUCCAUCACCUCUUAUGGAAUGUUGACCCCGUCUGGAGAGAAGUGUCGUAGUCUGGAGACUGUGAUCUCUAGGCUGGAGAUGCUGAAUUUGGGAAAGAAAACAUUGGAUAUUCCAGCUCUGCUGCUGACCUCUCUGGAGGAGAUGAACCCAGAUGAGUUGAGGAGAUUCCAGUCUUACCUGUCUAGUGGCUGGAUGUUAGGCUUUCCUCCCAUCCCAGAGAGUCAGCUGGAGAACACUGACAGACAGGACACAGUGGAUCAGAUGGUGAAGAGUUACGGCCCUGAGAGAGCUGUGAGGAACACGGGGAGGAUCCUGAGGAAGAUGGACCGAGAUGAUCUGGCAGAGAAGUUACAGAGAGAUCACACUAGAGUUCUACUGCUGACCAGUCUGCAAGAGCUCACUGAAGGUCAGCUGAAGAAAUUUCAGUCUAGUGGCAGGAGAUUUGGCUUUCCUCUCAUCCCAGAGAGUCAGCUGGAGAACACUGACAGACGGAACACAAUGGAUCAGAUGGUGAAGAGUUACGGCCUUGAGGGAGCUGUGAGCAACACACUGUGGAUCCUGAGGAGGAUUAAUCUGUAUGAUCUGGCAGAGAGGUUACAGAGAGAUCACAAAAGAGCAACAACAUGGAGGAGAGACUCAUCAGACAGUGAUAAAUGGAGAAGGAGGAAGGAGGGUCUAGUAAUGAGGAGACCCUCCAUGAUGGAUGUUCCAGCUCUGCUGCUGACCGGUCUGGAGGAGCUCACUGAAGAACAGCUGAAGACAUUUCAGUUUUACCUGACUAGUGUCCAGCUGCUUGGCUUUCCUCCCAUCCCAGAGAGACAGCUGGAGAACACUGACAGACAGGACACAGUGGAUCAGAUAGUGAAGAGAUACGACCCUGAGGGAGCUGUGAGGAUCACACUGAAGAUCCUGAAGGGAAUGAAUCUGGAUGAUCUGGCAGAGAAGUUAGAGAGAGAUUACAUUAGAGUUCUACUGCUGACCACUCUGCAAGAGCUCACUGAAGAUCAGCUGAAGAAAUUUCAGUCUAGUGGCAGGAUGUUAGGCUUUCCUCCCAUUCCAGAGAGACAGCUGGAGAACACUGACAGACAGGACACAGUGUAUCAGAUGGUGAAGAGUUACGGCCCUGAGAGAGCUGUGAGAAACACAAUCUGGAUCCUGAGGUGGAUGAAGCGACAUGAUGUAGCACAGAAGUUAGAGAGAGAUCACACUAGAGCAACAACAUGGUGGAGAGACUCAUCAGACAGUGAUAAAUGGAGAAUGAGGAAGGAGGGUCUAGUAAUGAGGAGACCCUCCAUGUUGGAUGUUCCAGCUCUGCUGCUGACCGGUCUGGAGGAGCUCACUGAAGAACAGCUGAAGAUAUUUCAGUUUGACCUGUCUAGUGACCAGCUGCCUGGCUUUCCUCCCAUCCCAGAGAGCCAGCUGGAGAACACUGACAGACAGAACACAGUGGAUCAGAUGGUGAAGAGAUACGGCCCAGAGGGAGCUGUGAGGAACACACUGAAGAUCCUGAGGAGGAUGAAUCUGGAUGAUCUGGCAGAGAAGUUAGAGAGAGAUCACACUAGAGGAGAACCCUCCGGCCCUGAGGAAGCUGUGGAGAUCACACCGGAGAUCCUGAAGAAGAUGAACUGGGAUGAUCUGUCAAAGAAGAUAGAGAGAGAGAGGUUUCCUGAGGACUUUGAACCAGAGGACUAUGAUCAGGAGGACAAUGGAACAUACCGGUUCCAGUGCCCCAGUGCAGGUCUGUUCCAGUGCAGUAUAACAGGCCUGGUGUUUAAGAUGGAGGGAGAAGGAGAGGUUCUCUAUAGGACAGUCCCCUGGGCAGGAGGCUUCUAGCCCAGAGUGUCAAGAGGCCUGCAGGACCCCUGUUCAAGUUUAGAUGCCUUAAGGGGUCUGUCUGUCAACUACAUCUCCCCCACUGUGAGAUCUGCCCUGGUAACUACACCUCAAACAUACUGUGGAGGAUGUGACUUCCUGUCUGUAGCCCAUGUGACUGAUGACAUCAUUGAGUUUAUCCCUCCUCAUAAGAUAACAGAAACACACGUCAUAAUAAACAUCUAUGGAUUCUGUGAUUAUGGCCUCAUCAAGGAUAAGGAUGCUCCUGUCUUCCCUAUCAAAGCCCAGGUGUUGUUGUUCUACCAUCCAUCAGAUGACCCUGAACUGGAACCUGUACUGCAUGUGUUGUUGCUGCCGCGGAACGUUGUCCUAAUGAAGGUGCAAGAGGAGAGGGUGAGGAGGAAUGGCAUGAGAGAAACCUUCAUUGAAACAACCUCUGACUGUGAACUGACCCCUGAUCAGAUUUACAGCCUCUCCACUGAUGGGUAUCAUAAGGUGACACCUAAGAACAAAAAGUUUGAUAAUGAUAAAGACUACGAAAACUACACCACAACGUUUGCGGUAUUCUUACCUGCCAAAGUUAAAAAAGCUGAACUGACAUUGAAGAAGAAGAAGAAUAUAGCCUGGUCCAUAUUAGACCUACUGUCCAGUCUAUUUGUGAAUCAUGAAUAUCCGUGGAAGGGUUUCUACAGAUACCAAGCCCCUCUCCCUGCAGCCACUCCUGCCAAACCCCCUACUUUCCCAGGACAAGACUUCAUUACAAAACACAGGAUUGCUCUAGAAACUCGCCUGGGACACUUACAGCCCAUUCUCUUGCAUCUGGAGGAUCACAAGGUUCUGAAUGCUGAGGAGAGGGAGGAGGUGGUCAGUAAAUCCACCAAGACACUACAGAACCAAGCCCUGCUGGACAUGGUGGUGAGGAAAGGGGAUGAAGCCCAGGAGAAGUUCUACCAGGUCCUGAGAGAAGCAGACCACUUCCUGGUCAGAGACCUGGAGAAGAAGAAAGCCUGAGAGGUUACCAUGGAUACAACAACAUAUGGAGAUAUUUCACUAUACUACUAAUAAAUGACCUGAGACAGGUAGCCAUGGAUACCACCUCACAACCUCAGAAGAUAUCAAAACAUUCAUAAGAGACAGAGAGCAACUUUGAGGAGGAGCCAUCCUGACCAGAGGUGGUUGGUGUGUAACAUGAUUGGACACCAUUCUCACCAGCACUCCCAUCAGUCUGUAGUUUACUAUACAAGCCCCAGGACUCAGGCAAGGUGACAUCACUGUGAGGCUACUGUCUACCAGACAACCUACCUGUGUUACUCUGGUACACUGGCUAGACUACAAGAUCAGGGCUACUGUCUACCAGACAACCUACCUGUGUUACUCUGGUACACUGGCUACAGACUACAAGAUCAGGGCUACUGUCUACCAGACAACCUACCUGUGUAACUCUGGUACACUGGCUACAGACUACAAGAUCAGGGCUACUGUCUACCAGACAACCUACCUGUGUAACUCUGGUACACUGGCUACAGACUACAAGAUCAGGGCUACUGUCUACCAGACAACCUACCUGUGUUACUCUGGUACACUGGCUAGACUACAAGAUCAGGGCUACUGUCUACCAGACAACCUACCUGUGUUACUCUGGUACACUGGCUACAGACUACAAGAUCAGGGCUACUGUCUACCAGACAACCUACCUGUGUUACUCUGAUACACUGGCUACAGACUACAAGAUCAGGGCUACUGUCUACCAGACAACCUACCUGUGUUACUCUGGUACACUGGCUACAGACUACAAGAUCAGGGCUACUGUCUACCAGACAACCUACCUGUGUUACUCUGGUACACUGGCUAUAAACAACAAGAUGAUUGAAUUUCUAUCUGUAACAUGGUGAAUGUUGAAUCAUCUUGGACAGGUCUCAGACAACAACAUGUGAGACUUAACAUCUACCAGACAACUGACUCGUACUGGACAGCUGUACUGGCUGAACACCAGAUAUAUCUCUGUUUAGAUAUAGAGUAUAUGUUUAUACAGUAUAAUGGUAAUACUGUGUAUCAGCAGUAGGGGGAAGCAGCCCCACUGUCCGCCCCACCAGUUGUUUUUGUUGCCUAGCAACGGAGCGUCGCGUAGCAUGGUAAAAAUAGUUCAAGUGAAUAUUGUGCUCCUCUAUUGAGCAUAAAAGGACGUUCAAGGGGAAACAGUGUUGUUGUUUACAGCUUGUUUGUAAUAUCUCAAAUGGACGUGGCUGUUUAACUGUUUAACCAUUAAAGAUUCCAGCUUUAAUCAG
Molecule: messenger RNA, 4473 nt
Organism: Oncorhynchus tshawytscha (Chinook salmon)
Lineage: Eukaryota; Metazoa; Chordata; Actinopteri; Salmoniformes; Salmonidae
Exons: 17
Coding region: 272-2188 (638 amino acids)
Cellular component (GO): cytoplasm
Source: RefSeq, a predicted model, not a curated record